CCGGUAACAGAAUCCCGGAGUGCCAGCGCUGCGCCUCCGGAGUCCGGGCACCGCCGGGAGCCCAGCAGCCGCCUUUCUCCGCGAGAAAAAUGUCGGAUCAAGAGGAGAAAGAGUUUGAUUCAGUUGACCCGGAAACAGAAAAUGAGGAUGCGUUUGCUACAGAGAACAUUCCAGCUCCCUCAGGAGAGCCUGAAAGAGCAGAACAAACUGAAAAGCAGGAAGCUGAAGCAGAUGGGCCCGGCGAGGGCAGGGACGUCCCGGAGGAGGGGCGGAGUGACCACAGCGUUUCAAGCCUUGAGUCAAGCGAGGAAGGGCCCCCGGCGGAAGAGGGUCGCCCACCCAGUCAGACUCCGCCGAUUCCAAGGCAGAAGCGAAAGCAGAGUCCAGGGGACAGUCUGGAACUUCUGGACAGAAUAAAGGCCGUGAAGGAGGCUUUGCAAACGUCCGUGGUCGAUUCUUCAGCAACAGUUAAAGUUAUACUUAUCCCCGUGGGCCAGGAGAUUAUAAUUUCUUACAAAGUUGACAGCAUUUUUAAAAAUCUCAAGGAUUAUUUUUCACAAUUCUUAAGUGUCCCAGCUUAUUUACUGCAGAUAAAGUAUGCAGGAAAAAUUGUUAAAAAUAACGAGUCUCUAAUUCAAUAUGGAGUCAAGCCACAGGAUAUUAUACAAGUGGAAAUCUUUUCUGCAAAUCAGGAACUGUAUCCAAUCACAAAUGUAGCUGUACUAAAAAGGCUCUCUCACAUCAUAACUGUCACCAUAGAAACUGGCAUUGAUCAGUCCCAGGAGGUAGUUGUUGAGAUUAUCAAAUCUGACUUUCAUAAACCAUUUCUUGGUGGAUUCAGACAUAAAAUAACAGGCGUAGAAUAUCAUAAUGCUGGAACGCAGACUGUACCUAAAAAGAUUUCUGGAAGACCUGAUGUAUUUUGUAGGGAUACACAGACAGUUUCUCUGAGAAAAAAGUUCCAGCAGACUGCAAAUACAGCAUCCACACAAAUGACUAAAAUUGGUGUGUAUGUCUCCAAUAUAACUGACAAAUUGGUAACACCAGGAAAAUACUUCUCCUCUGAAGACCAAGGUGACCGCAGAUUACAGGCGGUGAUAAAGAUUCAGACGCACUACAGGCGAUGGCAUGCCAGGGUCUUGGUAGAGAACUUAAAAAUGCAGAAGCAGCUGAGACUGGAGUGGGAAGCUGAGGAAGAACUAAGGAAGCAAAGAGAAAAAGAAGAAUGGAUGCAACUGGACUAUUACCGGAGGCGUAAUCCUAGGACGAACGAUGACUUCGAGCUUCUUUAUAAUGCGCUAGAGCUCUGGAAGCAAAAGGAACUUGACUGCAUUAACCAAUCUUUCACUGGAGCUGAAAGGAAAGCUGCUUUGUGCGAACUGCUGGAGAAAGAGACCCAGUUAAUUGCUUCCGUUGGGAGACACAGAUACGAUGCUUAUAUGACGAGCCAGGAAGAAGCAGUACAAGCCUUUUUGGAUAAGUGUUCCGCUCCGAAGUCAUGGAGAACAGCUACGGGCAACAUCAUUGAGAUGGACACACAGUUCACCCUCAGAGCCAGAGAGCUGCAAGACAUCUACAAAUGCAUUCUGCUGAAAAACCUCUCUCAGGACGAGCGACUGGACGUGCUGUUGACGCUGAAGCACACUGUGAAGGAACAUGCAUGUAAACUGACCCAGGAAAUCCUAGAGCUGAUCGACAGAGAGGUCGACCUCACGAUGAGAGGAGUCAGACCUCAUAAUCUUGAAGGGCUCAGGAAAAGAAUUGCAACGCUCUUCUUCCAUUAUAUCAAAACACCUCUAUUUAACCCUGAAGUUGCAAGACACCUGAAGGUCCCUCAAGAUCCGCUAAAGUUUUAUAGGAAGAUUUAUUUUUGUCACAGUUGCCAGCUCUAUUUGCCUUCGACAGAAUUUCCUGUGUCAUCUACCACGCAUCGCAUCUACCGAUGUCGUCACUGUGUUAACCUGGAGAAUGAGACACGGCAGCGAGAAUCGUUUUUGAAAUACAAGUGUUUACUUCAGCGGCUCUACCGAUCGGAAGCUGAGUAUGAAGAUGAUUCCAGAAUCGCCUUUUUGAUGCAGCUACAGGAUAUUCAGUACCUGACAGAGAACAUCUGGGCGUCGCAGUCUGUGCUCAGUGACUGUGACGAUCUCGGCGAUCUGGUCAUGGUCAGAUGGGACAAGUCCUUGGAGUGGUCCCCUUGGAACUGCAUCCUUCUCACCAAGGAUGAAGCAGCUGCUCAUCUCAAGCUCAGAAGUGUCGUAGAGGGGUACAGACCCUUGUUUAUCCACACGAUCAAACACAAGCACAUCCUGGCGAAGAACUAUUUUGCUCAGAUUCCAGCACUCGCUUCAUUUAUUCUUGAUGAUCCUGAAAUAGAGGAGAUCAGAAAGAAGUAUCACUCAGAUACUGCACCUAAAGUUAUAAAAGUCCAAAAGCCUUGUACUUAGAAGACCCGGGAAUAUUUGAUGAUCAGCA
Molecule: messenger RNA, 2475 nt
Organism: Ochotona princeps (American pika)
Lineage: Eukaryota; Metazoa; Chordata; Mammalia; Lagomorpha; Ochotonidae
Gene: IQUB
Product: IQ motif and ubiquitin domain containing
Exons: 13
Coding region: 90-2447 (785 amino acids)
Biological process (GO): cilium assembly
Cellular component (GO): motile cilium; acrosomal vesicle
Molecular function (GO): protein binding
Source: RefSeq, a predicted model, not a curated record